Messenger RNA from Acomys russatus (golden spiny mouse), 816 nucleotides. Its product is annotated as odorant-binding protein 1a-like. Gene Ontology annotation, molecular function: odorant binding; small molecule binding. Lineage: Eukaryota; Metazoa; Chordata; Mammalia; Rodentia; Muridae. Bases 1 to 816 code for a protein of 271 amino acids. The record is from RefSeq and is a predicted model, not a curated record. The transcript is spliced from 7 exons.
AUGUUAAAGUUCCUGCUGCUCGCUUUGGUAUUUGGUUUCGCUCAGGCUAAGCUUGAAGGAACUUGGUAUACCAUUGCCAUCGCUGCUGAUAAUGUAGAGAAGAUAGAGAAAGAAGGAGAGAUGAGACUCUACGAUCGGGAAAUUACUUGUGAAGAGGAAUGUAAAAAAAUGAGAAUCAAAUUUUUUGUCAAACAAAAUGGACAGUGUACUGAGACCACAGUUGUGGGGGAGGUGCAAGAAGAUGGUGAGACCUACCAAGCCCAGUUUUCAGGAAAUAAUUAUUUUAAACCCGUGAAGCAAACAGAAGAGCAUGUAGUCUUUACCGUUCAGAAUAUCGAUAAGGAUAAGAAGGAAACACGACUGAUUUUUGUUCUUGGUAAGAAUGAAAAGUUGACUCCUGAAGAAAUGGAAAAACUUGUUGAAUUUGCUAAGGAAAAAGGCAUUCCACCUGAAAACAUUCGAGAAAUUGUGAAAACAGAGACCCAAAGAAUUCUGUGCAAUGUGUACAGAACCUGUUUCCACAUUUAUAUAAUUAUAACCUUCAUGGGAGAUAUCUAUUUCAAUAAUGUGCUUUCAGGUUAUGAACCUCUAUCCUGGAAGCCCAAAACCGACUCCCCAAGGGAUAAAUUGUCUUUGUUCUUCCUAAGUACAUUUGUACUGGCUCCUGGGCUCCUGAAGUGGUUCCCAGCAUGUUUCAUCUCCUUCGCGUUUCUGGCCUUCGAGGCGCUGUGCAUCCUCUUCUGUUCCUCAGGCCUCGGUGGGCUGGUGGCCAUCAGCCCUCCAGGGAAGAGGAGAACUGCAGCUCAGGGACCAUAA